ACCAAAUAAAUGAGUUGGUUUCUAUUGAACUAGAAAAAGGAGCGAGCGAAAAAUUCGAAUAUUCUCACGACUUAUUAGUUCAAUUAGCUAAAAUGAAGACAAAUGGAGAGCGUGCCAUAAACCUACCUAAUAAGACAGCACGAGAUUUAUUAAUGCUUAUGGAACGUAAAAAGUCCAACCUUGCAGUAGCACUUGACGUGACAACCAAACAAGAAUUCCUUGAUAUUGCAGACAAAGUUGGACCGUAUAUCUGUUGUUUGAAA
This is a messenger RNA of Racocetra fulgida, 263 nucleotides long. The record is from the annotation of a GenBank genome assembly. Lineage: Eukaryota; Fungi; Glomeromycota; Glomeromycetes; Diversisporales; Gigasporaceae.